AUAAAUAGGACACAAAGGAGUCCAAAUCCGGAGAACUGAGAAGCGGCAUUUCGGCGCCGCGAGAUCUCAUCACUACGAGUCGCCGGGAAUCUUGGCUCGAUUGACCGGACCGGACCGGUCCGGUCCGGUCCGUCUAUAAAUCAAUCGCCCUAUUUCUCGUUUCUUCAUCGUUACAUCCCAGCGAGACGGAGACGGAGACGGAGACGGAGACGGAGAGACGGAGGCGACGAUGAUAGGUUCGCCGGUGGUGUAGAUGGGAUCAGAGUUAGAGCUGUACGCUAUGCGGCCUGUCGCUGUCGGGUUCGUGAAGAAGGCGGUGACGGAGAGCAAGGAGAGAGGGCGGCAGGUGUCGCGGCUGGAGGAGUCCAUCAAGAGUUUGGAGGAGGAGAAGCGCAAGAUCGAAGCUUUCAAGCGCGAGCUCCCUCUCUGCAUUCGUCUCGUCUGCGAGGUGAUCGAGGAGUUGAAGAGGGAGAUCGAUCGGUUCCGCGCCGAGGGUUUCGGGCGUGUGUUCCUGGAAUUCAUGCCGAUUAAGGGCAAAAUCAACGAGAGUAGCUCGGAUUUCAGAGAUAAGAAGAACUGGACGAGCUCCUUCCAACUCUGGAUCUGCGAGGAAAGUAAACAUUCCAAAAACAUGAUAAGAUGAACUUUAAAGAGAAAUCAGUAUGUGAUUCUCGGAACGGCGGAGACGCGUCCCUGCCGGUAUUUGAACUAUACAGCUCCAAGGCGGAAGAUGAGUCUGCCGCUGUGUUGUCUGACCUCUCUCUGUGCUCUACCGCGAUCACUCAUGGCUUUGUGACUCCGGCCAUCAAUAACCAUCUAGUUAGUUGCCGUAAGUGUACUAAAGAAUCCCCGGAAGCAUCUCUGGUGGCGGCGCCUGGCACACACUGUGGCUUGCAUUCGCAACAGAAGCAGCCUAGGAAGAUGAGGAGGUGCUGGUCUCAGGAUCUGCAUCGGCGGUUUGUGCUGCUCCGUGGUGCUCAUGGAAGGGCUGAGAUAUAUGUGGAGCCUUUCGAUUCGAUUGUGGAUUCAUGGUUGUUCUCUUAUAGUAAUUUACUUGACCCUAUAAAUGGGUUUAACAGGACGAAGUUUAUAUUUUUCUGGGCAAAUUUUUGGAAAAAAUAUUAAAUAAACUAUUUUAUC
Zingiber officinale is the source of this 1140-nucleotide messenger RNA. RefSeq names its product transcription factor HHO3-like. The coding region runs from base 640 to 1125 and encodes 161 amino acids. Gene Ontology annotation, molecular function: DNA-binding transcription factor activity. The record is from RefSeq and is a predicted model, not a curated record. Lineage: Eukaryota; Viridiplantae; Streptophyta; Magnoliopsida; Zingiberales; Zingiberaceae. The transcript has 4 exons. Gene Ontology annotation, biological process: regulation of DNA-templated transcription.